Tinamus guttatus (white-throated tinamou) is the source of this 1597-nucleotide messenger RNA. Lineage: Eukaryota; Metazoa; Chordata; Aves; Tinamiformes; Tinamidae. The record is from RefSeq and is a predicted model, not a curated record.
AUGCGCCCGUGUCCGGGACGUGUCUCCCAGCUGGGGCCUGUCCCCCCCGUUCGGGACGUGUCCUGCAGCUGGGAGCUGUCCCCUGAUGUGAUAGAGGGGGAGCCCUAUUACCACUUCAGGCACCGCGGCACGGCGCAGCGCUCCCUGCGCACGCACGGCGGCUGGAACAUGCGCCUGAAGAAGGAGCCGCAGGUGCACUGGUUCGAGCAGCAGACCCUGAAGAAGCGCGUGAAGAGGAGCGUGGCCGUGGUGCCCACGGACCCCUGGUUCCACAAGCAGUGGUACAUGAACAACGGUGUGAGGCCGGACCUGAACAUCCUCGCCGCUUGGGGCAAGGGCUACACGGGCUCGGGGAUCGUGCUCUCCGUCCUGGACGACGGCCUGGAGAAAGACCACCCGGACCUGGCUGCUAACUACGAUCCGCUCGCAAGCUACGACUUCAACAGCAACGACCCCGAUCCCCAGCCCCGAUACACCGCGUGGAACGAGAACCGGCACGGCACACGUUGUGCUGGGGAAGUGGCGGCUGUAGCCAACAACCGGAUCUGCGGAGCAGGCGUUGCAUACAACGCUAAAGUUGGAGGCGUGCGGAUGCUGGACGGGUUCAUCACGGACAUCGUGGAGGCGCAGUCCCUGAGCUUCCAGCCGCAGCACAUCCACAUCUACAGCGCCAGCUGGGGCCCCGAGGACGACGGGAAGACCGUGGACGGGCCGGGGGUGCUCUCCAGGGAGGCCUUCUACAAGGGGGUCACCACCGGCCGGGGCGGCCUCGGCUCGCUCUUCGUGUGGGCCUCGGGCAACGGAGGCUUGCACCGCGACGACUGCAACUGCGACGGCUACACCAACAGCAUCUACACGCUGUCGGUGGGCAGCGCCUCCGCCAGCGGCCACGUGCCCUGGUACAGCGAGGCCUGCUCCUCCACGCUCACCACCACCUACAGCAGCGGCACCGUGAGCGAGAAGCAGAUCGUGACCACAGACCUGCACCACCGCUGCACCGACCGGCACUCGGGCACCUCCGCAUCGGCCCCCUUGGCUGCCGGAAUGAUCGCCCUGGCUCUGGAGGCCAACCCAGCGCUGACCUGGCGGGACAUGCAGCACCUCGUGGUCAGGGCCUCCAAACCGGCCCAUCUGCAGGCAGAAGACUGGGCUGUGAACGGGGUGGGACGCAAGGUGAGCCACCACUAUGGCUAUGGGCUGCUGGACGCGGGGCUGCUGGUGGAGCUGGCCAAGAAGUGGACGGGAACUCGGCCCCAGCGCAAGUGUUCGGUCAAGGCCCUUCACACCCCCCGGGACAUAGGCUCCAAGCUCUCCGUCUCCGUGAACGCCUCCUCCUGCUCCGGGAGGACCGAGGGCAUCCGCUCGCUGGAGCACGUCCAGGUCCAGCUGUCUCUGAGCUACAGCAGAAGAGGGGACCUGGCGAUCGCUCUCAGCAGCCCCAUGGGGACCACGUCCACCCUGGUGGCCGUGCGCCCCUACGACACCAGCCAGGAGGGCUACAAGGACUGGACCUUCAUGUCCACCCACUUCUGGGACGAGGACCCCCAGGGCACCUGGACCCUCCUGCUAGAGAACAAGGGUGAUGCCGAUAACGCAG